GGUAUUUGCUGCUGGGCAGGGAGAGGGAGGGAAUGACUGGACUCCAGCAGGGCGGAGUGGACUGCAGCUCCUCCUCCUCCUCCUCCUCCUCCUCUGCUGCUGCUGCUUGCUGCAGCCACUCUCCUGUGUUGUGUUCGAGGGAAUCUUCGGGGAAGCCCUGUUGAGACACGUGUCGGCAGAGGGAGGGAAACUUGGGACUUGGUGGAACGUGGGACUUGGGCUUCCCUCUGUCGGCAGAGGGAGUGAGACACGUGGCGCCACUUGUCCGUCCUGUCGAGUAUUAUCAUCGUCAUCUCACUGAACAAAUCUGCGGAAGCCACGUGUACCUGUCACGAUGGUUGUCCUGGCUGCGUCCAUAAUAACUAAGACCGGGAAAGCUCUACUCUCUAGACAGUUUGUUGAUAUGUCUCGAAUGCGAAUCGAGGGGUUGCUGGCAGCAUUUCCCAAGCUGGUCGGGAUCGGGAAACAGCAUACCUACGUCGAGACAGAUGAAGUCCGGUACCUUUAUCAGCCAUUGGAAUCGCUAUACCUGCUGCUCAUAACGACCAAGCAGAGCAAUGUAUUGGAAGACCUAGAGACGCUCAGGAUGCUUGUCAAGAUCAUCGAGAAGGCAAAAUAUGAAGGGGCACAAGGAUCAUAUUCGUCUGCGACGGCAAUGGGUAGUGGUCCCAUCAACAUCACCGGCUUUGACAUGAAUGGCGAUGGCGCCGGUGGCGGUUUUGGUAAUGGCAAUGCAUUUGCGUCCAUGAUGGACAUGGAGCCAUCCAGCAAGCCAGCUGCAGCGAAGGUAUCAGCCCCCGGAAAAGGCAGUGGCAUGAAGCUAGGAAAGUCGCAGAAAGCAAACAAGUUACUCGAAUCUCUCAAGGCAGAGGGCGAGAUUACAGAGUCGGAUGUUGCACCGCCCGGUGGUCAGGCAAAGACGGCGCUGCGUGUGGCACCAACAGAUCCGAUCUCCGUCGUCAUUGAGGAAAAGCUGACCUGCGUCCUGAAAAAGGAAGGUGGUCUUGAUUCGCUGGGAGUAAUGGGAACGAUCUCGCUGGAGGUUCAGAAGGAAGAAGAUGCGUUUGUCCGUGUCCAGCUAGAGACAGGCGCCAAUCAUAGCUUCAAGUUCAGGCCUCAUCCGAACAUAGACAAGGCAUUGUACGCCAAGGAGAAGCGUCUCGGACUAAGAGAUCCAUCGAAGCCCUUCCCCACUUGCACUGCAGUGGGAAUUCUGAAGUGGAUCAUGCAGACAAAAGACGAGUCGCUUGUACCUCUGACAGAUGGGUGGUUGCUCAAGUAUGAUGCGAGGCGGUCCGUCUUAGAAUGGGUGGUCGAGCACAUUGACAAUACAAACAGGAAUGGCUCCCUUGAGUUCGUUGUCCCUGCCACGGAUACGUCAGUGUUCUUCCCAAUGGAUGUCAAAUUCACAGCCACAAAGCUGUACUGUGAUAUUAAGGCUACCUCGGUGUUGACAACCAGCGGCAAUCCGGUCAAGGCGGCCAUCCGGACGGCACUUGUCGUCGACAGCUACCAGAUCGUUUGAGGAGUUUGAACAUGAAGGAGUUGUGUCCGGGGGGUGCUGGAGUUGCGCUGCGAAGAGCAGACUGAUUUUGUUGAGUGGCCUGAUGAUGUUCGAUGGCAGUCGCAGUGCCCGCAGUUUGCGCAAUAAAGUCAGCGGCAGCGAUGCCAAUGGCGAUGCCAUUUCCCGCGUGAACCUCCGAUCUCUGCCUCUAUGGUGAGGCGUCAGUUAGGGAAGAGGAGGAGAGAUCACAGGCAGACGUGGCCUUGAGCCUUAGUGGAGAUGGGGGGAUAAGAGGGUUGGCGGUAUUCAUGCAGUGUUUUCUUGAACGCACGCUUGCUGCGAUUGUUGCUUCGCUUUCGCGCGGAAAGAAGAGGGUGAUGGGGGGGGAGAAGAGGGUUGGAGGUAUUCAUGCAGCGUUUUCUUGAACGCGCACUCGCUGCAAUUGUUGCUUCGCUUUCAUGCGACGGCGGCGGAGGCAUUUGGUGAACUCCUGCAUCUGCUGCACCAUUCUUGGUUUCGCUUCCCAGCUGAUAAGAUGGGAUGGCGGAUGCGAUCUCCUUUCGCUUGUUGGGGAGGCUAGCAAUGAAGAGGGGGCUGGUUCAAUUGCUCGCUUGCACUGCAUGGUCUCUCGCUUUGCGAAUUUAGUUUCUGCGUCGCCCUUCCCUAAGGGUAGUUGCGUCAGCGAAUAAGCAAUUGGGUCAUUUUUCCAAUUGCAGUAGGAGGAGAAAAGGGGGGUGAGCAGGAGGAGGAAGAGGAGGCGGGGUGAGGGGGAGGAGGAGGAGGAGGAGGAAGAGGAGGCCGGGUGAGUGCGAGGAGGAGGAGGGAUUGCAGCUGGUAUUCUACAGCAGCAUCCAAGAAGGCAGUUGUUAAAGGGUGGUGUUGAUGCCAGGAGGAGGAGAAAGGGGGUUGAGAAGGAGGAGGACGAGGAGGAGAGGUGGGGAGAGGGGGAGGGGGAGGAGGAGGAGCAGGAGGAGGGAUUGCUGCUGGUACUCCACAGCAUUAUCCAUGGAGGGAGUUGUGAUAGGAUGGUGGUGAUGCGAGGAGGACUUACUUCAGGAACAAAAAGGAGAGAGGAUUGCGGUGCUUGUGCACUGUUCCAACUUCCAAGGCUGGCGUCAUUGCCGCACCUGUUGUUUGUCCAGCAAUAUCAGUAUCUGACAUUGCAGCGCCUGCUGCUGUGUCAGCGGAUGACAGCCUUCUGCGCGCAAACGAGGAGAUUUUGAGUGUGGCCGUGUGCGGUAUGUCAGGGCGCCGAGCUGCCGAAUUCCAGAACCAUGUUGUUUUGUACUGUGUAUCUGGAUCUUGUCACAGUCCAGAUACGUUUAGAACGAUUCGAACUCUGGAAUCAGCGUUGAACAAGCUGAUGGAACAAUUGCCUCACAUAAUUCCGGAGCACGGAAAUGGUCAUCUUCGAGGAGAGAGCUCAUUAGUUUUUUUCCAGCUGGGCUAAGCUGGCUGACGGAUAUGGAAGAAGGAUCGAACUCAACAAGAAUGCAUUUGUGCUGGAUGGAAAUUCUUGCUGUAACAGCUUGAAGCGCAGGAGGGAGAAGAGAUGGGAGAAGAGAAGGGAGAAGAGAAGGGAGAAGAGGAGAUGGAGAAAUUUGCACUGACAGCUUGAGGAGGUGGGAGUGGAGGUGGAGGUGGAAGAAGAAGAGAUAUGGAGAUAGAGGAACGGGGGCGGCCAAGAAGAGGAGACGGAAGAGGAGGUGAAGAAGAGAUGGAGAAGAGGAGAUGUAGAAGAGGAGAUGGAGAAAAAGGUAGCGAUGAUGGAGAAGGGGGUAAACAAGGGGUGAACAGAGGAGGACGAGGAGGAGGACGAGGACGGGACUCUGUUUUUUAAUGGCGCAUAAGUGUGUCUCCUUUGGUGGGUGUGUUCUUUUCGCUCAUUUUGGUUUUUGUCU
Messenger RNA from Chara braunii, 3405 nucleotides. NCBI's taxonomy places the organism in Eukaryota, Viridiplantae, Streptophyta, Charophyceae, Charales, Characeae. The record is from the annotation of a GenBank genome assembly.